AUGGUGUUCGUGUACAUCCGGAUUUAUUUUGCGGCCAAGGCGCGGGCGCGGAGGGGCAUCCGGAAACCGCCUUCAAAGCCGAAGAAGGGGGCUGCGAAGGCUGCGAAGGCGGCGGCAGCAGCAGCGGCUGCCGCGCAGAGCCCGUCCACCGUGUCGCAGACGACCAGCUUCAUCACUCGGCCGUCACCGGCCGGCGUGCCACUGACCGCGUUCCGGUCACCGCCGGCCACACCGGUCAACACCACGCUACCGGUGAUCGCCUGCGACUACGCCAGCGACGCGAGCACCAGUGACGUGAGCAAGGAUGGCGACAAAGACACGCUCAAAGUGUUCACCACGCAGGGCAGCCGCCGGCUGACGGUGAACGGCGACCUGGGUGGUGGAGGCGGCCGGUGCCGAGCGUCCAGCGUGGCCGUAGACACGGACAUGGUCAGCGAGCUAGAACCGUCGUCGUCCGACUCAGGCAACGUGCAAAAGUGCGGCGCCGUCAAGCCGGUCAAGUCGAGGCUGUGCAAGCCGAUAUUCGGCGUCGGCCGCAAGUCGGCCAAGGCGGCGUCAGCCAAGGCCAAGCGGGACAUACUGGACACGGGCAAGGUGUCCAUGGCGUGCCGGGGAGGCGGGGGUGGUGGUGACGGUCACCAUCAGUACGGGGUCUCGAACGCGUCGCAUGGCGGCACGCCCGUGGACCCGGUACCGUGCCUGCCACGGCCCAAGCCACGUGACCCGGAGCGCGAGAAGCGACGCAUCGCCCGGAAGAAGGAGAAGCGCGCCACGCUCAUCCUCGGCCUAAUCAUGGGCUCUUUCAUCGCCUGUUGGCUUCCGUUCUUCUUCAUGUACAUACUGACGCCACUAUGUCCGGUGUGCUACAUACCACCACAGGCCUUUGCCAUUGCCUUCUGGCUGGGCUACAUGAACUCGGCCAUCAACCCGGUCAUCUACACGAUAUUCAACAAGGACUUCCGGCGCAGCUUCCGGCGAGUGCUGUUCAAAUGA
Molecule: messenger RNA, 993 nt
Organism: Macrosiphum euphorbiae (potato aphid)
Lineage: Eukaryota; Metazoa; Arthropoda; Insecta; Hemiptera; Aphididae
Source: the annotation of a GenBank genome assembly